AUGUCGUUUCUUAAGUGUAACUUCCUCGCUACAGUUCCAUUCUCUCUAUAAAAAGCGGAAAGAGAGAGAAACCAAAUCCGUAAGCAUAGCAACACAAAAGAUACCGACACCACCACCGUCCGCUGCGGCAAUGCUGCCGGAGAUACCUCCGGCACCACUACCUUUACAGUUACUCCUUUAAGGUUUUUUCACUUCUAUCAAAAAUGUCGGUCCAGAGUAAGCAGAACCAGAACCAAACACGUGACAUGAAGCACCGAGUACUCACAUGCCUCCACAAGCUUUCCGACCGGGACACGCAUUCCGCGGCGGCUUCUGAACUCGAGUCCAUUGCUAAAACCCUUUCCCCUGAAACAAUUCCUCCUUUUGUUUCCUCCAUUGCCGCCACCGAUUCCUCCGAUAAAUCUCCAGUCCGUAAACAAUGCCUCCGCCUCAUCUCUCUUCUCUCCGAGCACCACGGCGAUUCACUCUCUCCUCAUCUCUCAAAGCUUCUCACCGCCGUCGUUCGCCGCCUCCGUGAUCCUGAUUCCGCCGUACGCGCCGCCUGCGUGUCUGCUUGUGCUUCCAUUUCGUCGCACUUGACUAGACCUCCGUUCUCUUCCAUUAUCAAGCCGUUCCUGGAAGCGCUUUUCACGGAACAGGAGAUGAACGCGCAGAUCGGCGCCGCCUUGUGCUUGGCGGCAGCUAUCGAGGCGUCGCCAGAUCCGGAUAUUGCCUGUUUGAGGAAGUCGUUGCCGAGAUUUGAGAAGUUGCUUAAAAGUGAGAGCUUCAAAGCGAAGGCAGCACUGCUUACGUUGAUUGGCAGUGUGAUCGCAGUGGGAGGAGCUUCUAGUCAGCAGAUUGUGAGGAAUUUGGUGCCGUACUUGGUUGAAUUCAUGAGUAGUGAUGAUUGGGCGGCUAGGAAAGCCAGCGCUGAGGCUUUACAGAGGCUCGCGGUAGUCGAAGGAGACGCUCUAUCCGAGUUCAAAGCCUCGUGCUUGAAGACUUUUGAAGCGAAACGAUUCGAUAAGGUAAAGGCAGUUAGGGAAACAAUGAAUCAAAUGUUGGAGGCAUGGAAGGGAAUCCCUGAUUUGUCUGAUGAUGGUUCCCCUCCUCCCCAGUCAAAUUCCUCUUCCAAAGAAAUUGCAAGUGAUGGACGUUACCCACCUGGUUUGAAGACUUCCAGGGCUGUGAGCUCCAGUACUCCUAGUGUAAAAAGACCGGCUAACAAGUCUUCUAUAGCAGAUGAUUCAACUCCUCCUGCUGCCCGGAAAGGUCGUCCUCUGGACAGUAGUGAAAAGAAAUCAAGUCCAGCAAUCUUUCGCAAACUUGAUCGUAAGAAGCCAUGGAAAGUUGAAGUUUCUGCUUCUCAUGGUUCUUCUGGUACUAUCGCUUCUGAGGAUGAUCACCAAAAUAAAGAUGGGAUAAAGUUGGGCAAAGACAAGUUGGAAACACAUGAAAGACCUGAAGUCAAACGGACUCUUUUCAGUAAGAUCACUAAUGAAACCAAGAAUGGUGUGGUGAAGGCUGGAUCUCGUGUGGUUCCGUAUCAAGAUGAGAUAUCAGAAGCUACUGUAGUUGUGAGUAAUGGAACUGGAGAUCUCUGUCGGAACCCAAAAGAUUGUGAAGAUCUCUCUCUGAUCCGAAAACAACUGGUUCAAAUUGAAACUCAGCAGUCCAAUUUGUUAGAGCUUCUGCAGAAAUUUAUGGGGAACUCACAAAAUGGCAUGCGUUCUCUGGAGACACGUGUUCAUGGUCUGGAGCUGGCAUUAGAUGAAAUCUCAUUUGACUUGGCUAUGUCAAAUGGAAGGAUGUCAAAAACCAACUCUGCAGCCACGUGUUGCAAGCUACCAGGUGCAGAAUUCUUGACUUCAAAACUUUGGAAGAGAACAGAAGAUCGCGGCGCAACUUCACACUUUUCUGCUUCUGGAGUAGCCUCAUCAGCAGUAGGUGUUAUAAGCAACGAAGCUGGUGAAAGAUUUAAGUUGGAGCAUAGGAGACAUCGGCUCCAUAGUAGUCGUGGGUUUAUUGUGAACCCAUUAGCUGAAAUUCAUGGUGACCCCCAAGGAAUUUCUGAACCUUCGAUCGGUGGAGUUUCAAAAAAUUUGCGAAAUGGUGUAUGAUAGUUUAUGUCAGGCUUUGGAGGCUGGAUUGAAGACCGAGUUUAAUACUCAAUUCAGCGUGGACUGAACAUUAUAGUAGGAUGUAAAAAAUGAAGCAGCAAGCAGUUUCUUACUAGAACUACUAUUAUAAUUGUGGAUUUACAUAUUUUGCCAGGGUUAUUCAUUCAGAAAGCUUUGCCAAGUGCACCAUAGCCUACCCAGAUCAUUCAACCAAACUUUGGUUAGAAUUAGUGUUUAUAUUUUGAUAUCUUUGUUUUGAUAUUACUAAGAAGAAAAGAUAAUGGGAAAAAGAAAGGACCACUUAAUGGCAAGUCUGAUAUGAAAACUGGCCAUGUAUAGAAGGAUAUUUCGUGUAUUUCAUUUUUUGCCAGGAAUUGGUUUCUAUUCUUUUUGAUGCAUUGUCAUUAUACGGUUUGAAAUGAUAUCCGAAUAUGUAAAUGAUUGUUGCCA
Nicotiana tabacum (common tobacco) is the source of this 2549-nucleotide messenger RNA. RefSeq names its product TORTIFOLIA1-like protein 3. Gene Ontology annotation, cellular component: microtubule. Lineage: Eukaryota; Viridiplantae; Streptophyta; Magnoliopsida; Solanales; Solanaceae. The record is from RefSeq and is a predicted model, not a curated record. Gene Ontology annotation, molecular function: microtubule binding.